CACAGCGCCUCCAGCCCGCGAGGUGAAGGAGCAAGGAGUGGGCGACGAGCCCCUGAUUGGCCCACCCGCCCGAAGAGCAUUUGCUGGGCGAAGGGGCGGGCCCAGAGGCGCUGACGUCACGCAGGGAACACCUGGGGAGCAGCUGCCAGGCCGCGCAGAGCGCACCAGUGGGCACUGGGUUAAGAUGCCAGGAAGUGCAGACCGUGGACCUCAGACCCCGCCUCCCGGACCCCGGCCCGCCGCCGCUCUGUGCGACCCCGAGCGUGGCUGGAGCGUGUCCUUCGUGGGCUGCGGCUUCCUGGUCUUCUACCACCUCGGGGCGACCCGCUGCCUGAGCGAGCGCGCCCCGCACCUCCUCCGCGACGCGCGCAUGUUCUUCGGUGCCUCUGCUGGGGCGCUGCACGGCGUCACCUUCCUCGCAGGUGUCCCUCUUGACAUUACUCUGAAGUUCCUCACAGACCUUGUCGAGUCUGCCAGAAGCCGGACCAUGAGCAUCCUCCAUCCGUCCUUCAACAUAGUCAGGUCCCUCCGAGAAGCCCUCCACAGACACCUCCCGGACAACGUCCACCAGCUCAUCUCUGGCAAAAUGUGCAUCUCGCUGACCAGAGUGUCCGACUGGGAAAACGUCCUGGUGUCCGAGUUUCAGUCCAAAGACGACGUUGUGGACGCCUUGAUCUGUUCCUCCUUCAUCCCUUUCUUCUUUGGCUUAAUCCCUCCGACCUUCAGAGGCGUGCGGUACGUGGAUGGAGGGUUUACUGACAUUAGAUCCUGCUUUGAUGACAAGAUGACCAUCACUGUGUCCCCGUUCCUUGGGGAGCAUGACAUCUGUCCUAAGGUCAAGUCCACGAACUUCCUGCAUAUAGACGUGUGCAGUCUCAGUCUCCGCUUCUGCUUGGAAAACGUCCACCUGAUCAACCAAGUCCUGUUCCCCCCGGAUGUGAAGGUGCUGGGAGAGAUUUGCCUGCGAGGGUACUUGGAUGCGGGCAGGUUCCUGGAAGAAAAAGGCAUCUGUGACAGGCCCCGUCCGAGCCCGAGUGUGCCCUCGGCAGCGCCCGAGUUCCUUCCGUUCUCCUGGGAAACCGCGAGCCCCGAGGCUUCCCCGGGGGCGGCUGCCUGGCAGGGGAGGCCCGAGGUGGCCGAGCUGCUGGCCCACCUGCGUGUCAGCCUCCGGUCCUGGGACGAGAGCAUCCUGGAGACCCUGUCGCCCAAGCUCAUUGCGGGCCUGAGUGAGGCAUGUAGACCCCGAGGUGGCCGCUGGAGCAAGAUCUGCAGCUUCCUACCGGUGAAGGUCAUGUCUUACGUGAUGCUGCCCUGUACGCUGCCCGUGGAGACCGCGCUCGCGGUGGCCCAGAGGUGAGCAG
Molecule: messenger RNA, 1361 nt
Organism: Myotis myotis
Lineage: Eukaryota; Metazoa; Chordata; Mammalia; Chiroptera; Vespertilionidae
Gene: PNPLA3
Product: patatin like phospholipase domain containing 3
Exons: 7
Coding region: 185-1357 (390 amino acids)
Biological process (GO): triglyceride catabolic process; lipid homeostasis
Cellular component (GO): membrane; lipid droplet; cytoplasm
Molecular function (GO): triacylglycerol lipase activity
Source: RefSeq, a predicted model, not a curated record